CAAAUCAAUGCGCAAUGUGAGUAGACAUACUGCCAAGAUGGCGGCGGCUGGAAAUUUUUGUUUCCCUUUCCACAGACCUGUUUGAGAAAAAGACCUACUGAACGCUGACAUUAGCCUGACGUGACAAGUACGAUAUUGUAAAAGGAUAGGCACAUUUACUAGAUAGCUCAACACUUGACAUCACUGAAACAUCAUCAUCAUGCCAUUCGGACAAGUGGUCAUCGGUCCGCCUGGUUCGGGAAAGACAACCUACUGCCGGGCCAUGCACGAGUUUCUGACCGGUCUCGGGCGCAAAGUCACCAUCGUCAACCUGGACCCCGCCAACGACACUUUACCGUACGAAUGCACCGUAAACAUGCAGAGUCUCAUAACCCUGGAAGACGUGAUGGAAAAACUGAGACUAGGACCAAACGGCGGUUUGAUAUACUGUAUGGAGUUUUUGGAGAAGAAUUUGGACUGGCUGCAGGACUUGUUAGAGAAACAGAAGGAUCGGUACUUCCUGUUUGACUGUCCAGGACAGGUGGAGCUGUACACACACCACAACUCUGUCAGGAACAUUGUGGCACAACUACAGAAGUGGGACUUUAGGUUAGUGUCUGUCCAUCUGGUGGACUCUCACUACUGCAGUGACCCGUCCAAGUUUGUGUCCAUCCUGCUGACCAGUCUGGCCACCAUGGUCCAGAUGGAGUUGCCACACGUCAAUGUGCUGUCCAAAAUUGACCUGGUGGAAAAGUUCGGCAAACUAGAUUUUAACCUUGACUUCUACACUGAUGUUUUGGACCUGCAGUACCUGUUUGGACACCUAGAGGGUGAUCCAUUUCUGGCCAAAUACAAGAAGUUGAAUGAGGCUAUUGUAGGUGUUGUAGAAGACUACAGCCUGGUGUCAUUCGUUCCAUUGAAUGUUGAGGAUAAGGACAGUAUGAGAGAAAUGAUGAAGGCAGCGGAUCGUGCCAUUGGCUACCACUGGGGGGAGGGGGAGGACCGCACCUUACAGGCCAUGAUGUCAUCAGCUAUGGGAGCAGACUAUGAGUACUUCAAAUCAGCUCAGGUACAGGAAAGAUACAUGAAGGAGGAUGGACAAGAAGAGCAGGAGGAAGAAAAGAUGGAUAUUUUCCCUGGCAAAUUGUGACAGAACAUCAAGAUUGUGCAUUUUUUUUUAACAAUAGAAGACCAGGGUCUUUUCAGUCCACUGUACCAUACUUGGUAUUAUAGGUUGUAAUGCAACAUGUUUAGAAAAAGUUGCUGUAUAUUUUUAGCAUCCAUCUAUCAAUAUUUUUGUGGUUCAACAUAAUCUAAGACUUAAAAUUCAUUAGAACUGUGACUGUACAGUUCAUAUCAUGCUUGAUGUUAUGAUAUAUUAUUAUAAUAUUGGUACCAUGUCUUUUAUGGAUAUUGUCAAUCUAGUAGGGAACUUUGAGUACUGUAUAUGACAAUUCCAAGAAGAACAGUCUGUAAUACGUUGUACAUGAAUCUAUUUUGUUAUGAGCAUUGCUAUCAUAUAAAAGGAUCCUUAUGUUUCCACAUAUACGUUACAUGAAUGAUGAAAUAAACAUGUAAUUCUGCA
Molecule: messenger RNA, 1564 nt
Organism: Branchiostoma belcheri (Belcher's lancelet)
Lineage: Eukaryota; Metazoa; Chordata; Leptocardii; Amphioxiformes; Branchiostomatidae
Product: GPN-loop GTPase 2-like
Exons: 6
Coding region: 200-1129 (309 amino acids)
Cellular component (GO): cytoplasm
Molecular function (GO): GTPase activity
Source: RefSeq, a predicted model, not a curated record